AGUCGACACAUGAUAAGAUGUCUGGGUGUCCCAGAGGUCUUCCAGGUGGAGCUGCAGCGUGAGAAACCCUCCAAUCAGAGCAGUCAAGUACGUGGGGCUGUGACUCAUCAGGAAACAACUCACCUGAGUUCUUCUCCGUCAACUCUUUGGACUGUUUGAAGAAACUGACCCAUCAGAGACCAGACCCUGCUGAACCUGAACCUGAACCUGAACCUGAACCUGAACCUGAACCUGAACCUGAACCCAGCUGUGUGUCCAUGAAGAGUAACCGGUCCAUGGAGCCACCACUACUUUAAUAAAAGACCUGUAAGGGAGAGGCGAAUAGAAAUGGAGGAGAGGAGACUUGAAAUGGAGGAGAGAGGAUUGAUGGAGAGACUUGAAUGGCAGAAGGAGCGAAUUGCAAUGGAAAGUGAAAUUGAAAUGUUAAGAAGAAGAUUGAGGACCCAGCAGAGACCAGAGUCUCCUGAACCUGAACCUGAACCUGAACCUGAACCUGAACCUGAACCUGGACCCAGCUGUGUGUCCUUUAAGAGCGACUGGUCACAGAGACGCCAUAUUAACUUUAAAGGAGAGCAACCCUCUGCUGAAAAGAGGAUCCAUCAAAGACCAGACUCUGCUGAACCUGAACCCAGCUGUGUGUCCUUCAAGAGUGACAGGUCACUUGAUUGCUUUAUUGACUUUAAAGGUCAACAACCCUCUGCUGACAAGAGAGUGGACCAGGAGAUCUCAGAGGUUCCCAGUGGUCAGUCUGCCCAGCAGCAUCAAAUACACCUGGACUCCAUAUUUAUGCUGCUGGAGGAGAACAUCGGCACUUUUGUGAAUAAUGAGCUGAAGAAGAUCCAGAAGGUUCUGAAUCCAGAUUACCCAGAAUGCUCAGAGAGUCAGAGGGAGGAUGAGGAUGAGGAUGAAGAGCAGAGGAGCAGCAGAGAGGCAUUUCUGAAGAUCACACUGCACUUCCUGAAGAGAAUGAAGCAGGACGAGCUGGCUGACCGUCUGCAGCGCAUGUGUAAACGUAAACUCAAGACUAACCUAAACCAGAAGUUCCAGUGUGUGUUUGAGGGGAUUGCUAAAGCAGGAAACCCAGCCCUUCUGAAUCAGAUGUUCACAGAGAUCUACAUCAUGGAGGGAGGGACUGCAGAGGUCAAUGAUGAACAUGAGGUCAGACAGAUUGAAAUAGCAUCCAGGAAACCAAACAGACCAGAAACAACAAUCAGACGAGAAGACAUCUUUAAAGCCCCACCUGGAAGAGAUGAACCAAUCAGAACAGUGAUGACUAAGGGAGUGGCUGGCAUCGGGAAAACAGUCUUAACACAGAAGUUCACUCUGGACUGGGCUGAAGACAAAGCCAACCAGGACAUCCAGUUCAUAUUUCCUUUCACCUUCAGAGAGCUGAAUAUGCUGAAAGAGAAAAAGUACAGCUUGGUGGAACUUGUUGAUCACUUCUUCAGUGAAACCAAAGAAGCAGGAAUCUGCAGGUUUGAAGAGUUCCAGGUUGUGUUCAUCUUUGACGGUCUGGAUGAGUGUCGACUUCCUCUGGACUUCCUCAACACUGAGAUCCUGACUGAUGUUACAGAGUCCGCCUCAGUGGGUGUGCUGCUGACAAACCUCAUCAGAGGGAAUCUGCUUCCCUCUGCUCGCCUCUGGAUAACCACACGGCCUGCAGCAGCCAAUCAGAUCCCUGCUGAGUGUGUUCACAUGGUGACCGAGGUCAGAGGGUUCACUGAUGGCCAGAAGGAGGACUACUUCAGUAAGAGAUACAGAGACAAGAAGCAGGAAAGCAGAAUCAUCUCCCACAUCAAGACAUCACGAAGCCUCCACAUCAUGUGUCACAUCCCAGUCUUCUGCUGGAUCACUGCUACAGUUCUGGAGGACGUGUUGAAGACCAGAGGGGGAGGAGAGCUGCCCAAGACCCUGACUGAGAUGUACAUCCACUUCCUUGUGGUUCAGUCCAAACAGAAGAACAUCAAAUACGAUGGAGGAGCUGGGACCGAUUCAAACUGGAAUGAAGAGACAAAGAAGAUGAUCGAGUCUCUGGGGAAACUGGCUUUUGAGCAGCUGCAGAAAGGCAACCUGAUCUUCUAUGAAUCAGACCUGACAAAGUGUGGCAUCGAUAUCAGAUCAGCCUCAGUGUACUCAGGAGUGUUCACACAGAUCUUUAAAGAGGAGAGAGGACUGUACCAGGACAAGGUGUUCUGCUUCGUCCAUCUGAGUGUUCAGGAGUUUCUGGCUGCUCUUCAUGUCCAUCUGACAUUCAUUAACUCUGGAGUCAACCUGCUGUCAGAAGAACAAACAACAUCAUGGUGGUCUGAAGUGUUCAGAGACAAAUCAACACGUUUCUACCAGAGUGCUGUGGACGAAGCCUUACAGAGUCCAAAUGGACACCUGGACUUGUUCCUUCGCUUCCUCCUGGGUCUUUCUCUGCAGACCAAUCAGAAUCUCCUACGAGGCCUGAUGACACAGACAGGAAGUAGCUCACAGACCAAUCAGAAAACAGUCAAGUACAUCAAGACGAAGAUCAGUGAGAAUCUGUCUGCAGAGAGAAGCAUCAAUCUGUUCCACUGUCUGAAUGAACUGAAUGAUCGUUCUCUAGUGGAGGAGAUCCAACAGUACCUGAGAUCAGGAAGUCUCUCCACAGAUAAACUGUCUCCUGCUCAGUGGUCAGCUCUGGUCUUCAUCUUACUGUCAUCAGAAAAAGAUCUGGACGUGUUUGACCUGAAGAAAUACUCUGCUUCAGAGAAGACUCUUCUGAGGAUGCUGCCAGUGGUCAAAGCCUCCAACAAAGCUCUGUAA
Sander lucioperca (pikeperch) is the source of this 2790-nucleotide messenger RNA. RefSeq names its product protein NLRC3-like. The coding region runs from base 328 to 2790 and encodes 820 amino acids. Lineage: Eukaryota; Metazoa; Chordata; Actinopteri; Perciformes; Percidae. The record is from RefSeq and is a predicted model, not a curated record. The transcript is spliced from 8 exons.